Messenger RNA from Caenorhabditis remanei, 561 nucleotides. RefSeq lists its product as uncharacterized. Lineage: Eukaryota; Metazoa; Nematoda; Chromadorea; Rhabditida; Rhabditidae. The transcript has 7 exons. Bases 1 to 561 code for a protein of 186 amino acids. The record is from RefSeq and is a predicted model, not a curated record.
AUGGGCGGUCGACAGUCAUCAGUCACCGAAGAGAGACCUCGAAGCAAUUCGGUUGAUACGGCCCAGGUUUCCUCUCACAACUCAUCGUCACAACGACAAAAUGUCAUGACAGCCGCCGAAUUUAUGCAGACAAUGCGAAACGCUCGUUUUCUGAGCUCAUCAUCAGAUUCGAACGCGUCGGAAGACGAUGCAGGUCCAUCGCAUUCUGUUCAUGGAGGUCGCUCGCGAGGUCUACAUGUUCGUCCAGGUCGUCUACACGGUCAUCACAGUCGUCGAUCGGUUCCCGUCUUUAUGAUGGACAUGAAAUGUCCGGUUUGCCACAAAGUUGUACCAUCAGACGAUGCGGAUAUUCAUUUAGUUAUGUGUUUGACGAGACCCAAGAUUACAUAUAAUGAUGACGUGCUGAAAGAAUGCAAAGGAGAAUGCUCAAUUUGUCUGGAAGAUCUCGAAGCGGGACACAAAAUUGCCCGAUUACCGUGUCUCUGCAUUUAUCAUAAACAAUGUAUCGAUGAUUGGUUCAAACGGAAAAAUUGCUGUCCCGAACAUCCAGGCGACGACUGA